AUGCCGGUGUAUCAGGGGAUGUUUGUAACCCGCUCCUGGCUCGGUGUGGGCAGCGCGGUGCGGGUCAGUUCGCAGACRCGGCCGUGGUGCGGUGCUGCCGCCUCCCGACAGCAGCGGGACUGGGAGGAAUCUCUUCAACCUCCGCGCUUUCCUUCAUCACUUCAUCCUGUCCUUACCUGCCAGAGGGCCACAAGGUUCCUUUUCCACUUCCCAGAWGACACGGGGUCCCGGGCUCAGGGCGGUCCCGGGCUCAGGGGGAACCGGGCUCAGGCGGUCCCGGGCUCAGGCGGCCCCGGGCCCAGCGCGGCCCCGCCCGCAGCCCCGCCGUUGCUACGAUACCGCAGCGGCGUUGGCUGCGAGCUGCGGGCUCAGCACCGCCGCGGGCCCGGGCCGCCACCGCCGCCGCCCCGCUACGGGCACCGGCACCACCCGGGCACCGCCAUCGCCCCGGAAAAGCCUGACAUACCGUAUCUAGAUGAAAGUGCAUUUGAAGCACUGGAAAAAGACUCCCAAGAAUUCAUCAGUAUACUGAACAGAGAUGAAGCCCUGGAAAAGUUCCGUAUCGAAUAUGAGAAGCUCUUUGCUUUUAUGAAGAAGUCUCGUGAAAAUGAAAUGCAUCUCAUGGUGAAAUGCAGGAAGCUGAGUGCUGAGCUUGUGGAGAAGUCAUCUAAAGUAGCUCUGCUCACAAAAGUCACUAAAGAUGAUGAGGAAACUAUAUCAUCAUUGAAGUUGGAGCUUGAAAAGGCCUGGAAAAUGGUGGAUAAAGCCCAGGAAAGGGAACAGAAAACUAAGGAAACUAUCAACUCACUGCAAAGGGAAAUUUURCGCCUAAAUCAUUUAAUGAAGGAAAGAGCUGGACAGGAGCACAAUGUUGAGGAUUUGCUAAAAUUACAAGAAGAGGUAACAGAGGAGCGGGAUCAGCUAUUGUCAGAAGUUGUGAAGUUACGUCAAAGUCUCACUGAAAUCACAGAACGUCAGCAGGAAAUAGAGAAGGCGAAAAAUGAGGCAGAGCAAUCAGUUUUGCAGCUUCAGCAAGACAUCCAGCUGCGUCAAAGCGAGGAAGUACGAGAGGCUCGAAAGAAGGAAAAAAUGGAGAAUGAGCUGAAAAAUCUUCUAGCUGAAAUGGAUAACAAGCAAGCCGAGGUCCAAAAGUUACAGCAACAAAUAGAGAAUAACAAAGAGGAACAACUGAAAAUACAAAAUAAUCUUACAGAGCAGAAGAUCUUGAAUGAAGAAGCUGGUAAAGAACUUGAGCAAUUGAAGAUGAAAAAUGAAAAGCUGACRCAAGAGAGUGAGCAGCAGAGUGCAAUGAUGGACGAUGUGAUGAAGGACAUCAGUCAGAAGACGGUAGAGCUGAAGGAGAGAGAGGAUGAAGCAGCUCAGAUGCGCCUUGACAUUUCAAAGCUGAGCAAAACAAGAGAUGUUCUCCAGGCUAAGCUGCGUACUGCAGAGGAGCAAAGAGUUGAUGCAGAACAUGACAAAAGCAUACUAAAAAAUCAAAUAAUCAGGCUGGAGAAAGACUUAGAGAUAGCAAAAAAGCAGGCAGAUAUUGACAAGAGAACUACAGAUGGGCUUGUGAGGGAAAGGGAUAUGCUAAAUCAGAACCUGAUCAAGGCUACAAAUGCUACUCAGAAGCAGAUAGAUUUGGUGAAGCUCCAUGAACAGUCAAAACAGCACUUGGAAUCAGAAAUCCAAAGUUAUAAAAUAGAAGCUCAGAAACAAAGGAAGAUUAUUUACCAAUUAGAGAAGGAGAGAGACAGUUUCAUCCAUGAAACAAGUGAGCUCAAAGAGAAGAUCCUCAAUCACAUGAAAGAUCUUGAAAUACAUCAAAUGCAGAUCUGUGACUAUGAGAAGGAAAUACAAGUGCAAGUGUUUAAAUUAAAACAGCAACAAAACUUUUGUGAAACUCUGAGAGCAGAGAGGACCUUGUACAGUAAAAAUCUGAUUGAAGCUAAGGAUGAGAUAGCAGAAAUGAAGAUGAAACUGAGAACUGCCACACGUCAGGUGGAUCAGUUGAAAGAGGAGCUCAAAGAGAAGGAUGCAGCCCUUGAGAAAGCACAUGUGGAACAUGAGCAGUCAGAGAAUGAGAAGGAAUCAGUGAAAGCUGAACUGUGUAAGAUGACAAAACAAGCUCAGGAAACCAAAGCCUAUAUAGAAAAUCAGGAGGCAGAAGAGAAAAAACUCCUAAAAAUCAUUGCUGAUGCUGAUGCAGAGAGAGUGAGGCAGAAGAAGGAAUUUGACAAGCUGCUCUGUGAUAGACACGCCCUGGGGACCCAGCUUAUUCGGCGCAAUGAUGAAGUGGCUCUGCUCUAYGAGAAGAUAAAAAUCCAGCAGGCCAUCUUAAACAGGGGGGAAACUGAGUUCAGGCAGAGAAUGGAAGACAUGCGGAUUCUCAAGCUGGAGAUCAAAAAGCUUCGGCGUGAGAAGGGAAUACUUGGCAAGAGUGUGGCUAAGGUGGAUGAGCUCAGGUGGGAGUUUAAUUACAUGCAGAAAGAACUGUUAAAGGAACAAACUCGGUGCAAACUUUUGGAAGAAGAACUGCAGAGGCCCUUGCAAGUUCACAGAUGGAGAAAAUUAGAGGCCAGCGACCCCACUACCUAUGAGCUGAUUCUGAAAGUACAUAGACUACAGAAGAGGCUUAUCACCAAGACAGGUGAAGUGAUAGAGAAAGAAUUUCUCCUUCAGGAAAAGGAGAAGCUGUAYGUGGAGCUGAGGCAGGUGUUGGCCCGGCAGCCUGGGCCCGAAGCCGUGGAGCAGUUGCAGCAGUACCGGAACGUAAUCCGGGAGAAGACGAAGCAUAUCAAAGCUUUGUCCUCAGAACUGAAUAUGUGUGAAACACAGAACAAAGAAUACAAGAAACAAAUUGAAAGACUUAACAAUGAGCUUCUGGAAGUGAAAAAGAAAUAUCUAGCUCAGAAACGCAAGGAGCAGCAGUACAAGGAGAAGGAGCGAGCCAGCAUGGACAUGAGGAUGAAAUUACCACCUCUCAAGCCUGGUGACCCCCCCUUCACGAUAGGGGGCUUUCCUUUGAGCAAACUCCUUUCCAAAAUUGCAGUCUAGGAAUGCACUCAUCUAGUUGCUUUACUGUUCCCAGUUUCUUGUUUGAGAAACUGUAAUUUUAGGAGAGAUUCAGAAUCUACUGAAAUCACUGUAUCACC
Molecule: messenger RNA, 3158 nt
Organism: Malurus melanocephalus (red-backed fairy wren)
Lineage: Eukaryota; Metazoa; Chordata; Aves; Passeriformes; Maluridae
Gene: CFAP58
Product: cilia and flagella associated protein 58
Exons: 19
Coding region: 1-3060 (1019 amino acids)
Cellular component (GO): cytoskeleton
Source: RefSeq, a predicted model, not a curated record